AUGGCGGAGGGAUUUUGCAGACCCGACCCGCUCGUUUUUGAUGGAGACCUUGCCGAGAGCUGGCGUGUGUUUGAAAGGGAAUACGACAUCUUUAUAGAGGCAGCACACGCAGACAAAUCUGCGAAGACGAAAGCUUACAUCCUCCUCAAUCUCGCAGGAACAGAAGCCAUUGAACGGGAGCGUUCGUUCGUCUACGCAGCAAAAGUUAGGGCGCCAGGCCCCAGCCCAAGGAGCAGCGGACCCGGAGCAGCGGACCCGGCCCAGCGGAGCAGCGGACCCGGCCCAGCGGAUCCAGCUCAGUGGAGCACUGUAUAUAACGCCAGACGAGCUGAGUACUUACAGGGACGUGAACAAGCUGCCCCAGACUCUGUGUGUGUGUGCGUGCGCGUGAGACCGGCGCCUGAUUGCUUGCUCUCUCAGCAGCUACCCUGGUGUGGCGCACCAAGCCCCAGUGGAGUAGCAGACCCGGCCCAGCAGAGAGCGGCCCCAGCAGAGCGGAGCAGUGCGCCAGGCCCAGCCCGAGCCCCAGCAGAGCGGAGCAGCGCGCGCCAGGCCCAGCCCAAGCCCCAGCAGAGCGGAGCAGCGCGGGCCAGGCCCAGCCCGAGCCCCAGCAGAGCGGAGCGGAGCAGAGCGGAGCAGCGCGCGCCAGGCCCAGCCCAGAGCGGCCCCAGCAGAGAGCGGCCCCAGCAGAGAGCGGCCCCAGCAGAGAGCGGCCCCAGCAGACCCAGCAGAGAGCGGCCCCAGCAGAGAGCUCCUCCUUAA
Knipowitschia caucasica is the source of this 762-nucleotide messenger RNA. The record is from the annotation of a GenBank genome assembly. Lineage: Eukaryota; Metazoa; Chordata; Actinopteri; Gobiiformes; Gobiidae.